AUGGUUUUCUUCCCCUCCUUUACGCCGCGCGAGAUGGUGCAUCGGUCCGAGGAGCUAUUCAGCCAGAUCAAGCUGGACGAUGCGACGAUGGCAUGUGUUCAUGCUCUCGAUAAUCGUAUAUCCGAACUCGAGCAGCAGUUAGUUCAAACUAAACGUAGGCGCAACAGUUUUAUGCCUGUUGCGCGACUCCCAAUGGAGCUGGUCGCAAAAAUCAUCUCUUUAGCCUGGCACGACUGUGCCUCAUACGAGCCAACGUUCUUGGUCGACAUGACUCAUGUCUGGAGCCACUGGCGAGAAGCAGCGCUGCAGACGCAGUACCUCUGGUCGUUGGUGGGCUUGAAAAACUCUCGACACGUUCGAGCGAUGUUGGAGCGAUCCAGAGGCGCGCCGCUGAAGGUGUCAGGCAGAGUCAACUCUGAAAUUUAUCCAGGCCCGACCAAAGCUUUUUAUACAGUGCUCAGAAAGCUCCAUCGUGUCCAGGAGCUUGACAUCCACGUUCUGCUCCGGGACGGAAAACUGUGGAAGCCAACACCGCUGGGGAUGAGGCUUCGAAAGUGCCUGUUCCCUGCAUUACAGUCCCUGGUCUUAUCGAGCGAAAGAUGUGACAACAUCGAAACUCAUAUGCGCUGGAUUUCGCAAGUCAGUUUGCCCCAUCUACAGCACCUGGCUGUGCACUGCUUCAGUCUCUCGUCAUAUCACAAUUUCCUUCUCCCUUCGUUGACAUCGUUGUCAAUAGAAGAGACCAGAGGGAUUGAUGUUCCUUUGAUGAUUGCUAUCCUUGAGGAUCUGCCGCAGUUGAAGACAUUGAAAAUAGUGCAUUCCAUUUUCCUGCCCGUCAACCUUGCACUGACACCGAUAAUCCACCACAAUCAGGACAAGACGAGGAUACCUUGCUUACGAUCCCUAACUCUCGGACUGACCCUCAUGGAGUGUUCUUCCCUUCUCGCCCAGCUAGAGUUCCCCGCCGUCACAGAUGUCCAGAUCACACUCCAUGGGUUCGAGUGUGAACGGUACUGCAGAGAUUACAUGCCAGAAGUAUUCCUUGUUUCCGACCUCCUCGGUCCAAUCAUCGCGCUGUGCCAUACUGCAUUGCCUUCCCAUCGUCGCAGGAAGCUCACUUUGUCUAAGUCAUGGAGGCCGGGUAGGGACAGUCGUGAACAGCUGGUAUACAAGCAUGACGAUUACCUUGUGUGGAUGGAUACGAGACCCACAACGUCAUCUGAUGAGGGGAACCCAAGAAUGCUGGUGUCGGUGGCCGUUGGACAGCAGCAGCCUUUGAAGGGCACCCUGCAGAACUUACAAGAUGCUAGACAUGUCUUGCUACAGUCAUUGGCCACAGUCAAUCUUGAAUAUCUCCAACUAGAGUCUGGCGAUACCGCCGAAGACUGGAAUCUAGAAUUUGGGCAUCUGAUACACGUAACCCGGCUCUGGGUGACCGGCGCUGAUGACGACUUCCUCGAUGCCCUAAACGCAGACUUCAAUGACUCUAAUACACUCACCGACGAGGUGAGCACCCCAGCUGCCGAUAUCGCUGAGGAUAUCUUGUUCCCCUCGCUGCGGUACCUCGUACUCGAAGAAGGGCCCGGUAGCUAUGAUGGAGACUUUGCAGAGAGAUUGUCGAUCGCACUGCGAUCGAGGCAAAGGACGGGCAGAAUCCCGCGUCUAUCCCAUCUCGACAUCCAAGGCGUCGAGGACUGGGCGAGUCAGCACGUGGCGUGCCUGCAGGAGACGGUGGACAAGCUUACCUUACGACCCCCUGCCGACAUUUACUACAAACAGGAGGCUGUGGAAGGGUGUGAGGUGAAUGAGGAGGUUAAAAGCAGCGAGGAGGUCUGGGAAGACGACCCGUGGUUCGACGAAAAUGAAGACGAGUGA
Molecule: messenger RNA, 1875 nt
Organism: Gloeophyllum trabeum ATCC 11539
Lineage: Eukaryota; Fungi; Basidiomycota; Agaricomycetes; Gloeophyllales; Gloeophyllaceae
Exons: 2
Coding region: 1-1875 (624 amino acids)
Source: RefSeq, a predicted model, not a curated record